AUGGAUGAAGGUCAAGUUAUCGACAAAGCUCUAGGGUUUGAAGGUUCAAACUAUGAUGCUUGGAAAACUAGAAUGGAAGCCUUCUUAAUGUCUCAGCGCUAUGAUGUUUGGCAUGCUACCGUAUAUGGUGUUGUGAUUCUUAAUCCUGAUAACCCCUCUGUUGAAGAUAAAUUGGUUGUGGUUAAUGAUGGCAAAUCCAAACAUGUUCUCUUUUUUGCCUUGAGGCAACAAGAGUUUACCAGAGUUAAAAAUUGUAAAACAGCCAAGGAAAUGUGGGAUUCUCUUCAGGCAACUCAUGAGGUAAAUAAGGUUAUUAAGGAGAACAAGAUACAUCUAUUCAAAGUUCAAUAUGAGGUCUGUAAGAUGGAAGAAAGAGAAACUGUUGCUGAGUACAUGUUUAGGAUCAAUGACCUUGUUAACAAUAUGAGAGAUCUUGGUGAAGAUAUUAAGGAUGUUGAUGUUUGUAAGAAUAUAUUAAGGUCACUCACUUCUAGAUUCAAUCCUAAAGUGACAAUUCUCGAAGAGAAAGGUCUUUCUAAAGUGAAGAUGGAUGAGCUUCAGGCCUCUCCCACUGCCUAUGAAAUGAGAAUUAGUGUUCUAGCUGUUCAUAGAAGAGAAACUGCUCUUAAAGCAAAGGAAGUUAUUGAAGAAACUGAAACAAAGUCUGAAGAUGAUCUUAAAGAAGAUGAGGUAGUCUACCUUGCUAAGAAAUUCAGGAAGUUUAGGUUUAAAAAGAAGAAUCAGCUGCAAAAUUUAACCUGUUAUGGUUGUGGAAAACCUAGUCAUGUUGUAUCUAAUUGUCCAAACUCAAAGGGGCAAAGUCAGAAAAAGAAUGAGGGAGGAAACUACAAAGGAAGGUUUGGUGGAAAAGCACUUAUCUCAGAUUGGGAUACAGUUCCUGAAGAAGAUAAACCUAAGGAGACACAAGAUGAUGAAUGUCUCUUUAUGGCAAUUCUCGUGGCACCACAAACUCCAGUUCAAGUUGAAGAAGAUAGUGGCACUGAGAUUAAGGAAAUUCUUGAAGAAUGUGAAAGACUUGUAGUAACGUGUAAUCAACAGAAAUCCCAGAUAAAAAGGCUCAAUCCAGAAUUGUUAAAGUCCAAACAAAUUCUCACUAAACACUUCAAACUAAAACUGUCAAUGCUGUAUUCAGUUUCUCUUAUUUUUCAAAGCCUAUUGAAAUCUCAAGUCAACACUCAGUGGUCUACUAAGAAGUGUAAAGAAGAACUAUCUCUCAUUCUUGAAGAAAGAUCCCUAAAGAUGGCUAAGAUCUGGAAGCAAUCCACAAAGCAAAUUGGGAAGACUGGAAUUGGCUAUGUGUGUGAUUCAGCCACAAAGGUCAAUCAAACUCACUCUGUAUUUGUCAAAGCCACAACUGGUGAAGUGUGUGCAAGGUUUCCUAUCAUAAAGCCUUAG
Molecule: messenger RNA, 1416 nt
Organism: Cornus florida
Lineage: Eukaryota; Viridiplantae; Streptophyta; Magnoliopsida; Cornales; Cornaceae
Exons: 1
Coding region: 1-1416 (471 amino acids)
Molecular function (GO): zinc ion binding; nucleic acid binding
Source: RefSeq, a predicted model, not a curated record